This is a messenger RNA of Labeo rohita (rohu), 2332 nucleotides long. RefSeq names its product keratinocyte differentiation factor 1b (gene kdf1b). Gene Ontology annotation, biological process: regulation of epidermal cell division; keratinocyte development. Bases 333 to 1343 code for a protein of 336 amino acids. The transcript is spliced from 4 exons. Gene Ontology annotation, cellular component: cell junction. The record is from RefSeq and is a predicted model, not a curated record. Lineage: Eukaryota; Metazoa; Chordata; Actinopteri; Cypriniformes; Cyprinidae.
GUUGAAUCAGGUAGGUGUACCUGUGUGUGUUCGUACAAGCAGGAACGACGAGCAUGCAGGUCAAACCAUUUCUCUUCACUUGUUGCUGUCUGUAAUACAAUCUGAGGCAGCUGAUUGAGCACCGGCGGAAUAUUUGUGGACUAAUAGUGAAAUCCAGGUCGAACGACCUUUUUGUGCUGUCCGGACUUCCGGAAGAAACUCGUCAGACUGCGACAUUUCCCCCAUAUGGUGUGAGUAAAGUCCAGCAAUAACAAAACCCUGAGGCCUCAGUCCAGCGUCAGGUAACAGUAAAAACAGCCACCAGAGGACGGUCUGGGCUGAGUGUUGUCCCUAUGGAGAGCACCCCGUCCUGGACCACUGGUCCCAUUGAUGAAGGGCCAUACCAAGAGCGCUGUGUCGACCCCGUUGAGAUUGAGAUCCAGCACUUUGGAGUGAGGCACAAAGUCGGCAGGGAUGCCAACGGCAACACGACUGGGCCGGAGAAGGUAAGCUUUCUCCCUGUCAAAGAGGAGCCCGUUUCGGGGACGCCUAUGUGUGGACCUUGCGCUUCUGUGAGUAGCUGCAGGAAGCUCUUUUGUAGCGUUUUGACUUGUGGACUGUACCGCGUGUGCCGCCGCUUGCCUUGUCUCGUUUCGAGCGAAAGCUCAGCUCCCAACGUGCCGGUGGAGAACCCCUCAAGUCCUCCACAGGCUGAGAACGGCUUCUACUCCGACAUUUGCAUUCGUGGCGUCAAGGUGGACACAUCGGUCUUUGAUGAAGAAGAAGAAAGUCAUGUGUCGUUUCCCACGUCCAAAAUGGAGAUGGACAGUCCGAUUUACUUUAGCAGCUUACCGGAGGAUGACUUAAUCAACAGGAAUGGGAUGGAAGAUGUGGAUAAACUCAUCACGCAGAAGCUCAUGGAGGUCUUCUCUGAGUUUGAGAUCAACGAGUUGGCCAAGUGCACCACGGACUCCAUGUUCCUGCGGCGUUCGCGGGAGAUCAGUCAGCUGAUCUCAGAUAUCGUGCAGGAGCACAACAUGGAGGAGCAGGAGGCCGAGUGCAGGCUGGUGCGAGAGAUUAUUCGCAUCAGCACGCGCAAGAGUAAGAAGAAGCCGCAAAUCAGGCCUCCGGAGCUGCAGCGGGACAGCGGCAAUGACACCUGGAACAGCAAGAGGAACAGCCAGAAGAGCAGCUUCAAUUCCAUGAGUGAUGGAAAGUUGCAGAUUUCGUUGGAGAGGUCAGAUGACAUUGAAGCCAGGAAGUUACGCAACAACAGUAGCCAGUCGUUCUCUCCGAGUUUCCAGGAAACUGGUGUGCCGAUCACGUCGGACACUCCUUUACUCCCCAGCAGCAUACGGGCGUGAGAGUGUCCCAUCAGACAUGCAUCAUUUUCAUUUCCACGUGUCCAUAAACAAUACUUCGUCUCUGUGAAGAACGUUUCCUCUGGCUUGGAGUCAGUGGAUGAUUAUGAAGUAUACCCCUAAAAAUUGUGAUUUCAUGGGUAGCUUUUUAACAAAUCUGAGAUGGUAGGUGUAUUUAUGCUUCUAUUUCAUAUUUUCUUGUGAUGGACGUGUGAAGUAGCCUAUGCCAGCGUUGCUGUCCGUAAGCCAACUUGCUGAGAAUGAAGAAUAAGAAACAGUUUGACCUCUUUAUUGCCAACAGAUGCACAUAUACUACCAGUCAAAAGUUUUUGAACAGUAAUAUUUUUAUUGGUUUUUAAAGAAGUCUCUUCUGCUCACCAAGCCUGCAUUUAUUUGAUCCAAAGUACAGCAAAAACAGUAAACUUUUGAAAUAUUUUUACUAUUUAAAAUAACUUUUCUUUUUGAAUAUAUUUUAAAAUGUAGUUUAUUCUUGUGAUUUCAAAGCUGAAUUUUAGCAUCAUUACUCCAGUCACAUGAUCCUUCAGAAAUCUAUGACUUUUACAAGUGAUCGGGUGUACGAUGUUCGUACAGGCGGUGAAAAAUCAUCCGAAAAAGUCCCAUAGACUUUGCAUUGCGGACAACUUUGACGGGACAUAGUGCAAAGCGAAAAUUUAUUUAAAACAUGUGGUUCACCACAUUCGAAGAGGCUGUCAAGCUGUGCAAGAACAUCCCCCCCCAAUGGGGUAUAAGUUGUACCCCCUAUGGCACAAGAGCUUCCCAAAGUUGCCCCAUAGACAUACUAUGGCGAGGGACAGCCCAUGAAACAGCAUCUGUACACACACAUUUUCCCUUCUAUGGUAAUUUAAAUAGGGAUUUUGCAUUGAAUAUAACUCACAAAGUCAUAGAGACGUGGGGGUGGGCUCAUUUUACUCAGGCAACCAGUCAAACUCUCAGGAUCAUUAUGGAGCUGUUAAGCCAUGCCCUAGCAACCA